GGAAAACGGUAGACUUGGACCUGACAAGACUUAAUUUUGAAGCUAAAUCCGUUCUCUCAAGCAGGGAUACGGCAAAGUAAUGACUUAACAUUACCGGACAGUGGAAUAAACACAAGCAAAUCAAGUUUAAAAGAUAGUCUUAUAGAAGAUGAAAAGAUUUAUUCCUUCCAUUUGGAGCCUUUGUUGUAUUCUAUUUGCUUCGGGAAGUGUUAUGUUUCCCAAUAUAUCUCCUGCUGGCCCAAACUAUCCGAAGUAUGCUACGAAGGACUCAAAAGCCAUCACCCCGUAUCAACAUCUAUUGCAAAGAGUAAAGAGACAAGAAUUCGACGCUGAUGUGCCUGAGGAACCCCCUGCACCUUGUGACUUCGGAGUGGGAGCGCCAAAUUUGGACAUGUGCACGUGGUUAAUACCUGUCAAUGCAUCGGACCGCAGCAAAUGGAGACUCGGUAUGGGAGAACUGUCUGCGUGGAUUGGAGGACCCAGAGCUGAUCACACGAUAUCGGACAAACAAGGUGGUUAUGUAUUCUACGAGACAUCUUAUCAAGAGGACCUUCAUCAACCCGUGGUGCCUACUAUACCGAAAGCUGAUCGGCAGGUAGUCGGAGGAGCUCGACCAUUACCCCAAGGUGCAGGAGGAUCUGCAACCGAUCCUAGUGAGCAACCGGGAGUAAUUGACAGUGCGUGGUUCAUCAGCCGAAACCUCAGCCGAACUGGACCCAUGGGUUAUUGCCUUAGUUUCUAUUACAUGAUGGAAGGACUCAGUGCUGACCGGUUAAUCAUCCAUCUGAGGGACAUGGAAAGAGCUGAGAACGCCUCUUUGUGGGAAAUAAGGGAAGGCGUGGAAGGAAGCUGGACAAAAGGGGAACUUGCAUAUACCUACGAUGGAUUUCAUUUGAUCAUAUUUGAGGCUGUUACCAAACCAUCUAAUGAUCCGGCGAGACCGUUCAGAGGGCAUUUUGCUUUGGAUGAUAUGGUUUUUCAAAAAAUGGGAAGCCCAGAUCUGGAUAACUGUUUCGGUCACUGUACCUUCGAAGGUGGAUUUUGCGGUUGGACGAAUGACGUAGAGGAUGAUUUUGAUUGGGAGUUAGGUAGAUCUAGUAAAAGUUUUCUGACGGGACCUUCGCGAGAUUUCAGUAGUUACAAUAGAGACGAACAGACAG
Molecule: messenger RNA, 1160 nt
Organism: Stegodyphus dumicola
Lineage: Eukaryota; Metazoa; Arthropoda; Arachnida; Araneae; Eresidae
Product: MAM and LDL-receptor class A domain-containing protein 1-like
Cellular component (GO): membrane
Source: RefSeq, a predicted model, not a curated record